Molecule: messenger RNA, 1116 nt
Organism: Alternaria ethzedia
Lineage: Eukaryota; Fungi; Ascomycota; Dothideomycetes; Pleosporales; Pleosporaceae
Exons: 3
Coding region: 1-1116 (371 amino acids)
Molecular function (GO): heme binding
Source: RefSeq, a predicted model, not a curated record
AUGUCGCUUUCUGAUGUGUACGAUAGCGCAAAGCGCGCUCUUUCUUCAGCUCCGCCAAACGACUCCUACCUUCGCUGGGAUGCGCCGGGGGUGGAGACGCCAAAACCCAACGAAGAUGAGACCGCUAAGAAGAUUGGAGAGACGAUGAACAGGAUGCAGCAGCACAAUUUCGAUCAGCAUCGACAUGCUUUUCGAGCGACGCACGUCAAGACGCAGGGUAUUGUCAAAGGCAAAAUGACCGUGCUUCCGGACCUGCCGGCCCACCUACAACAAGGCCUAUUCAAGACACCCGGCAAGAUCUACGAUGUCGCGGCACGAUAUGCUAAUGAACCUGUCUUUCUUCAAGCAGACCAGCAGCCAGGGCCUCGCGGUUUGGGAAUGCGAGUAUUCGGUGUGCAGGGUGAGCAGCUCCAAAGCUCUGACCCUGAGGCCAGUACGCAGGAUGUGUUUUUCAAUAACGCUCCGUCGAUCGAGUUGACCGAUAUCGAUACUUGUCUUGAGAUCAUGGAACUGAGGGAGAAGUACUUUGACAGUCCCUUGAAGUUGGCCGCAGCGACAAAACUAAGGACAGAUGCGAUCAAGCAAAGUGCGCCUGGUAUGCUCCCGAAUACGAACAUAAUCAGCCACUCGUUCUACACUCAGAGUGCAUUUCGUUUUGGCGAAUGGUAUGGCCACAUGGCGCUCUUCCCAGUACUCGACGAUAUGAAGCAACGAGAGGAGAAAGUCAAAGGUAGUGACUCGCGAGAGGCACUUCGCGAUUGGCUGUUGGAGUACUUUGCUGAUAAUGGCGCCAAAUACGAGUUCAAAAUUCAGCUCGGUACUUCACCUGCUCAUCACCCGACCGAAGACGGCUCAGUGGUAUGGGACGAAGCUACGGCGCCAUAUCAGACCAUCGCAACAAUUGAAUUCCCGCCUCAAGAUGCGUUGAGCGCCCAACGAAGAGUCUUUUGGGAGGACAUGAUGAAACUGAACCCAUGGGAUGGACUGGUGGCACAUCAGCCACUGGGUAGUAUCAACCGUUUGAGGAAAACGGUCUACGAGAUGAGCAGGAAGAAGCGUGAAGCUGUGAACGCUACGCCAACCAAGGCGGUCAACAGUGUCAACGAGAUACCAUGA